Molecule: messenger RNA, 1179 nt
Organism: Lachancea nothofagi CBS 11611
Lineage: Eukaryota; Fungi; Ascomycota; Saccharomycetes; Saccharomycetales; Saccharomycetaceae
Source: the annotation of a GenBank genome assembly
AUGUUCCUCCAUCGUCAGGUAUUUAGACGACUGAACUCUACAUUUGUUCCGCGCCAUGUAUUCCCAGACUACAGAAUUGCUUUAACGGACUUUAAGGGCCACCAAAUGCGUGCUAUCCAGCGAUUUCAACAACUCUUGCCUCAAUUAAAUCUCUUAUUGGAACUGCGAGAUAGUAGAGCGCCAAUCAGCACCAGAAACGUAAUAUUCGAUGACCUCAUGGUUAACAGACGAGGCGGCAAUACUAAAAGAUUGGUGUUGUACACAAAAUCAGACCUAUGUCCAAAGGAAACCAUCGAGAAAUUACGAGUGUGGCAUUCAGAGCUAGGAGACGAAUUUAUGACUUUAGACAGCCGGUCUGCGCGAGAUGUACGGAAUCUUAUUAAGAUUUUGGAGUGGAAGUAUGACCAAACGAUCGAACAAACCUUGGGGCAUGUUGAGGGAAACGAAGGCCUACCGUUAGGUUACCGAAUCCUAGUUGCUGGAAUGCCGAAUGUAGGAAAGUCGACAUUGGUCAACACCUUAAGAUUUGUGGGUGCUGCGAAAACCCACAACUUGAGCGAAAGUGUCCACGGAUCUGUUUCACAUAAAAGACGAAAAGUCGCCAAGACUGGAGGCCAAGCCGGAGUUACUAGAGCCACCAGUGAAUGCAUUCGUAUAGCAGACCAUAGAGGCGGCAUUUAUCUAUACGAUACACCAGGUGUCUCAUUACCAGGACGUGUGACAACCCGUGAAAAAAUGUUGAGUUUAAGCCAGUGUGGGUGUGUCAAGAAUAAUCUAGUUGACCCUAUAAUCCAAGCCGAUUAUUUGCUGUAUAUCAUGAACUUACAGAAUCCUGCCGCCUAUGAUCAAUACACCAAGGGCUUACCGACGAACAACGUUUACAAAGUUUUAGCUGGUGUGGGUAAGGCGACUGGUAUAAAAGACGAUAAUGGGGCUGCCAUUCAUUGGAUUGACAAAUGGCGCCAAGGAGCACGUCAAACCAAACAAAAAAUCUCUUUCGAUGUUGAAACUCUGUUAGAUGACGAGAGUUUCUCAUAUAAAGACUUGGUAGCGCGGGAAUUGGAACAGUUAGGCCCUUGGUUAAGUUCUGUACCACAAGAUGGCCAAAAAUCUGCGGGACAGAGACUCUCUAAACAAGCUUUGAAAGCCAAGAAUAGUAAUCAACUUUUUAACCUGUAA